AUGUCUCUCGUUUGGCUCUUUUUUUUACCAGCAGCGUCUUGAUUUGUCGCAGAUUUCUUCAUCAGCUCCUCGGAUGAUACGAGGACCGGUCCGACUGGCUGCACCCGCCCCUGACGGAGGGCAGCGCGGCUGACAAGCGGCGGCGGAGGGGCGGGGCGGGUGGUGAGCGAACUUACAAGAAGUGGGAGUAUCGCUCCGGAGCGUGUUUCACCAUGUGGACGAGUGACGCGCUGUGAAGUGUUUUUAGCCCUCAUUUUUCAGUCCCUCUCUCUUUCUUUUUUUGUACGUCCUAGCUUGUGUUUUCGCUCUUACAUUUUAAAGUGGAUUUUCAAACACGCGUGCUGUGUUGUGCCUUCUCCCCACGAUCGUUAUUGGAAAUAUUGUAACGACUUCCUGUCAUCAUGGAGCAACUCGACGGUCAGCAGGUGACGCCACCUGAGUAUCCCCAUCCGUUUGUCCACCAGGUGAAGCUAAGCACGGCGCGGAGGAUCAGGGGUAUCCUCCUGGGCAGCAUUCUCUUCCCUCUACGAAUCACCAUGGCCGCUUUAUUGUUCCUGCUGGCGUGGCCCAUCGCCCGGCUGCGAUUCGCUGGUGUCUCGGCAGAGGAACGCUCACAGCCCGUCAGGGGCUGGAGGAAGUGGGUCUUCCACCCAAUUAUCUGGCUCCUCAGCAGGGCUGUCUUCACCUCACUGGGAUUUUUCUGGGUGAAGGUCAAAGGUCAACGUGCUAACCUGAAAGAGGCGCCGGUACUGGUGGUGGCGCCUCACAGUGGCUUCCUGGACAUGAUAGUUCUUUUUCCGACCCAGUUGCCCACGGUGGUGUCCCGCUCAGAGAACUGCAGUCUGCCGGUCAUUGGAGCUCUGCUGGAGUUUAACCAGUCUGUGCUGGUGAGCAGGAAGGACCCUGAGUCGAGGAAGAUGGCUGUCGCCCAACUCUCUGAGAGGUUGACAUCCAAUGGCUACUGGCCUCAGAUGCUGAUGUUUCCUGAGGGAACCACAACUAACGGCUGCGCUCUAAUCAAGUUUAAGCCUGGUGCCUUCCUUUCCGGAGUCCCUGUCCAGCCAGUUCUGUUGCAUUAUCCCAACAAGCUGGACACUGUUCGCUGGACGUAUAAAGGAACCAGCUGGCUCGAUGCGCUUUGGCAUACAACCUCCCAAUUCUACACCAGUGUUACAGUUGAGUUUCUACCUGUUUACAAACCAUCCCUGGAGGAAAAGAGCAACCCAAACUUGUAUGCGGAUAAUGUCCAGAAGAUUAUGGCCAAGGCCCUUGGUGUUCCAGCGACUGACUACGUGAUGGAGGGCAGGAUGCCUGUGAGGAAGCUCGGAGGCCUUUCACUUCCACUGGAGUCGCCUGCCAGGGAAACACUGGCUGUGUUGCACAGAUAUGGCCUCGGAGCAGCAGAGGUGGAAGCUGCUUUAGACCGAAUGGUUGAAAGAUGUCUGUUGGGGGUCAUGGAGUCGAAGGCUGACGUGGAGAUGCUCUCUUCGCUUCUGGGACUCAGUGAUCGACAGGCGGCCGUCUCCAUCUGUGGCCUCUAUUCCAAGGAUGAGGUGGUUGACCUCCGACAGAUCUACUUGAAUGUUGCCACCAUUUCUGGAUGUGUGGGCUUCAAAACACUCCUUCACACAGCCUACACUCUGUUUGACAGGGAAGGCAGGGGUGUGCUUGAUCACAGUGAACUACCUCACCUCAUGGGGGCGCUGCUCGGUGUCCCACAGCAUGACACUGCUGAACUUUAUGCUGAGGCUUCCCGUGGAGGUCCGCUGACUGAAGAGCGUCUGCUUCAAGUGCUCACCACCCACCCGACCUAUCAGAGAGUCGUGAACGAGCACCUGCAGCCUGAGGAGAGAGACUGCCACCUCACCUUGAACACACUGACUGACAUGACAACAGUCAACAACAAUGGCGACCUGCAGUACGGCAACACAAGCAUCCAUCACAAGCUUGAAUAACAAGUCCAUUUUUACUGAAAGCUUCUGGUGUUUGUGGAAAGAAGACAUUACUUGACUUUUGAUAAGAAUUUUCUUUUGAUUGUAAUUAAAAUAUGUAUUUUUUAGAAGCAAGUCCCGCUCAGGUUGUCAGUGUCUGUAUGUGUAUUCAAUUCAUAUUUAUGUCCAACCCUCUUCUGUCAUAAUUUUUAAUGUAAAUGUGUGAAGUUAUUGUAAAUCAAAGUUUAUUUUACGUACGCUUUUUCCUUCUUUGUGUACCAGUGGUUUUUAUACUGAAGUUGAUUAAAUG
Molecule: messenger RNA, 2241 nt
Organism: Synchiropus splendidus (mandarinfish)
Lineage: Eukaryota; Metazoa; Chordata; Actinopteri; Syngnathiformes; Callionymidae
Gene: lpcat4
Product: lysophosphatidylcholine acyltransferase 4
Exons: 13
Coding region: 402-1955 (517 amino acids)
Biological process (GO): phosphatidylcholine acyl-chain remodeling
Cellular component (GO): endoplasmic reticulum
Molecular function (GO): 1-acylglycerophosphocholine O-acyltransferase activity
Source: RefSeq, a predicted model, not a curated record